Molecule: messenger RNA, 3522 nt
Organism: Cyprinus carpio (common carp)
Lineage: Eukaryota; Metazoa; Chordata; Actinopteri; Cypriniformes; Cyprinidae
Product: fibroblast growth factor 12b
Biological process (GO): positive regulation of cell population proliferation; cell differentiation; regulation of cell migration
Cellular component (GO): cytoplasm
Molecular function (GO): growth factor activity; fibroblast growth factor receptor binding
Source: RefSeq, a predicted model, not a curated record
UUCCAUACCUCAAGAAUACGCAGAUGCACCACUUAAAACUACAUAUUGGUCAACCAGGUUUUGUUUCUGGUUUAGGCCGCCGGUGAGCUCCCGCUGCGACUGUGUCAUUUUUUGGGAAAGCUGUUGCUUUGACCUCCCCCCUCUGUUCCCAGUCGAGUCGCUCUCCUUCUAUCCGACCACACACACACACACACACACACACACACACACUGCUCCCCCCCUCUGCCUCUCGUGCUCUCAGCAUCAUUCAGAGCUUCAUCUCCUCGGCUGGAAUCACACAAGAUGCAUCUGUAGGUUGAAAUCACUCUACUGGAUUUUCCUGCACCGGAUCUCGGGGUAGACGCUGGAAACGGACCGUGGACGGAGAUGGGAUGAGGGCUGUUAGAUCAACAUGUUGAGGAGUCCUCCUUACCGGACCUUACUGAUGAGGAGUUGAGAAGCGGACAUCCCUCGCCCGUCACUGCAGCGUCAGUACCCGACGCUUCCGUUAGGACUCGUUUUUGGACGGUCUCUGUGUUGUGAUGUGGUCUAAUUGCGCGGUUAUGUAACUCUAAGUGCUUUCCGUGGUAGGAAAUACCGAGUCUAUCGGUAUCGCUCAUGCUCUGGUGCAUGCCUGCGCUCGCUCCCUUGCGCCGGUGGUGUGCACCGUGAAUCUGCACCGAAUCUGCACGGUCGUCCCUCCCUCUCCCGUGAGAUGGCCGCGGCGAUCGCCAGCUCGCUCAUCCGACAAAAACGGCAGGCGCGCGAGUCAAACAGCGAGCGAGCGGUGUCCGGUAAGCGUCGCUCAAGCCCCGGUAAAGAGCCCUCGGGCCGGGGCUCCUUGUGCAAUCGGCACCUGUUCGGACUCUUCGGUAAAGUCCGAUUCUGCAGCGGGAAGAAACGACCCGUGCGCCGGAAACCAGAGUCUCAGUUGAAGGGGAUAGUGACCAGGCUCUUCAGCGAGCAGGGCUACUACUUGCAGAUGCAGCCGGAUGGAACGGUCGGCGGGACCAAAGAUGAAAACAGCGACUACACUCUGUUUAACCUGAUCCCGGUGGGUUUGCGGGUCGUGGCCAUACAGGGCGUGAAGGCCGGACUCUACGUGGCCAUGAAUGGAGAGGGUUUCCUCUACUCCUCGGAUACAUUCACAGCGGAGUGUAAGUUUAAGGAGAGUGUGUUUGAGAAUUAUUAUGUGAUCUACUCGUCCACGAUGUACCGCCAGCAUGAGAGCGGACGCGCCUGGUUCCUCGGACUCAAUAAGGAAGGAACCAUCAUGAAGGGAAACCGGGUCAAGAAAACUAAACCGUGCUCACACUUUGUGCCCAGACCCAUUGAAGUGUGUAUGUAUAAGGAGCCGUCGCUGCAUGAUAUUGACGAGAAGCAGCGGUCCAGGAAAAACUCAGGAACUCCCACCAUGGGCACCAGGAAAGAGUUGAACCAGGACUCUACCGAUCAUGAAGGCUCAUAGCCACACACACACACACACACCGACCUGUAAAUGUACACACACAUACACACACACACACGGUGACCCCUGGAGCUGAAUGCUUUCUUACACCCGAACAAACAACAGCAACUUCAGCAUCGACAAGCAUCAAACAAAACAAAAAUUAACAAAGUAACAUGAAAAAAAAAAAAAACACAUAAAAAAAAAAGCUGAAUUCUUGCCUGUGAAAAUAUUUAAGGAGUAUCUGAAAAAUCAGGACAUGAUUUUACAUUUUAUGCAAAGUCUGGCAAGAGUCUGUUGGCGUCAUGUGCUCGUGGAGGGUGUUUUCUUUCGGGAGUCUGAGCUUUAAAGCCAUGUUCGAUGAUCACACGUUGAUUUAUGAAUGCUAAAAGCACUUUCACUCACCGCUAUACGUCGCUCACCUCAUUAAUAUCGAAUGUUCUCAUCAGUUGUGUCCCCCAAUCAUUGCUCUGUUUUUUUUAUUCUGGGUGUGGGGGGAGGGGCUUAUGCAUUCUGCUCUCUGAUUGGCCGGAGGGUUUAGGAAUCGCUCUGCGUAUAGGCUCUGACUGGAACUGGAUUCUUAUUCACUGUAUGAAAUGUGUCACAUUAAUUAAUUUAAAUCCCCUCAGCGUUAAAAAGUGUCUCUGAAACAUGCUUGCUGCUGUACCUUUAAGACUUGUAUAUCUAAAUGCACUGUUAUGAUUGGUGAACAUCAGCAUGCUGGUGUCAACUAUGUUAAUGAGCAUAUGGUGUGAUGUCAUAAUCGUGAUGAUUUCUGAGCCAAUAAAUGGCGCAGCGAAUGUUACGAAUAUUCAAACUCUUUUUAUUUCAAAAGAGCGAGGACAAAACAUUUUCCCGCGCGGUUUUGAGUGUACUGAGAAUCGCACAGAGGGACGGUGAUGUCAUCAAGACAAUGAUGUCACAGUCUGAGAUUCUGCAUUCAGUAAACGGAAGCGCCUGCUUUUAUUUCACCCCACGCCCGUUUUGAAACCGAGAGAUUGGGGUUUUUUAUCCUGCCAAAAGCACAUACUGCCCUCCGAGUGACUAAACUGGACUAAACCACUUUAAACCAGAGAAUAGACUGCCCCGGCUUUCCUUCACGCAGUGUUUUUUUUUAAUCGCUCCUCAUUAACACGCAGGCUGUGUUCAGAAUGGAGUCCUAGCGCACUGCUUACUGCGCAGUAUACACUCCAUACGAACAGUAUGUGAAACGGUGCACUUGAUACAGUAGAGUACUAGAUGUUUUCACUGUGUUGCAUGUCUAAUUCAGCAGAUGUCUGAAAUGAAUGCUGUUGUUUUGCAUGUUUAAUCAUCCAUUAAAAUAACGAGGAACAAGUGUAGUCCUGUAAAUCAAAAGGUCGAAUGCAUUGCAUUGUGGGAUAGCGCUCUACUUGAACUUUGCAAGUUUGACACUUAUUGAACUAAACUGAAUUAGCGUUGCUAAAUAAUGACACUAUUGUCUCCUGAGAUCGAAUUGGUUACAUAACUGAUGCAACAUUAACACUGUUCCGUUGCUGUUAUUACUGCUUUGAAGCGAUCUGUACUGUAUAAAGAAGCCGCUCAGCUUUAGGUAAAUGUCUUAGCUCUUGCCACUGCAUACUGUGCACGGUAUGCAUACUAUAUACUGCAUACGUGGUGAGAUUAGUAUGCUGGGAUGACAUUUUGAACACUGCUCAGCUCAGCGCGUUUCUGAUUGGUUACUUGAGUCCAAGCGCCUUCCCCUUUAAAUGUGAUCGACCUGUUCAUUGGUCAGAUCCGUCGAUGGAAAGGCCAAUCAGCUGGGUUCAUGACAAGUCUUCCAUUAGUGGAGCUGCACCAGCAUCUGAGAGGGAGGUCAAAGGUCAGGGGUCCCGCUAGGGAUACGAGAGAGAAAACGAGGUCACGAACCGAGCUACUAAAGAUGCCUGCCUGUUUGUUUCAUAGAAGAUGUUCUGAUUAUUGCCAUGCUGAAAUGAUCUUCUGCUGACCUGGAAGUUCUUUUGUGUUUGCACCUUAAUUCUGAACACGUUCAUUGUGUAAAGAGUUCUGAAUAAAACAUUAAACCUGCCACAGGAGGAAAAUAUAAUAAAAAUAAAUAAAUAAAAAACAGGAUUGAA